Molecule: messenger RNA, 1210 nt
Organism: Cucumis melo (muskmelon)
Lineage: Eukaryota; Viridiplantae; Streptophyta; Magnoliopsida; Cucurbitales; Cucurbitaceae
Product: GTP-binding nuclear protein Ran-3
Exons: 8
Coding region: 135-800 (221 amino acids)
Biological process (GO): ribosomal subunit export from nucleus; protein import into nucleus
Cellular component (GO): cytoplasm; nucleus
Molecular function (GO): GTPase activity; GTP binding
Source: RefSeq, a predicted model, not a curated record
UGAAAGCCAGUUGAGAGCAAUAGCCUAUAAACCCUCCUCUUCAACUCUCUCAACCCCCAUUUCUUAACCUAAAUCUAUCGCCGAUUUCUUCAUUCUCUCUCACUCACACCCAUUUCCAAUUCGACGCAUUCCCCAUGGCUUUGCCGGACCAGAAGACUGUUGAUUAUCCUAGUUUCAAGCUCGUCAUUGUUGGUGAUGGCGGCACUGGAAAAACCACUUUUGUGAAAAGACAUCUCACAGGGGAGUUCGAAAAGAAAUAUGAACCAACCAUUGGCGUGGAAGUGCACCCUUUGGACUUCUUCACAAACUGUGGAAAAAUUAGAUUUUACUGCUGGGACACUGCUGGGCAGGAGAAGUUCGGUGGUUUACGGGAUGGCUACUACAUUCAUGGGCAAUGUGCAAUCAUCAUGUUUGAUGUUACUGCCAGAUUGACAUACAAAAAUGUUCCUACAUGGCAUCGUGAUCUUUGCAGGGUGUGUGAGAAUAUUCCAAUUGUUCUUUGUGGAAACAAGGUGGAUGUAAAAAACAGGCAGGUUAAGGCCAAGCAAGUCACAUUCCACAGGAAGAAGAACCUACAGUACUAUGAAAUAUCUGCGAAGAGUAACUACAACUUUGAAAAACCAUUCCUUUACUUGGCCAGGAAAUUAGCUGGGGAUGCAAACAUUCAUUUUGUUGAGUCUCCUGCCCUUGCUCCUCCAGAAGUACACAUUGACUUGGCUGCCCAACAACAGCAUGAAGCUGAGUUGGCGGCAGCUGCCAGUCAACCACUGCCAGAUGACGAUGACGAUGCAUUUGAAUAGAAACGUGGCUUGAACAUCUGGUGAUUUUCUUUAUCAGAUUAUCUUUAUUUUCUCCUUUUCCUCCGAGUGAUCUCGGUGCUAGGAUUGACAGGAGGGAAUUUGGAUUUGGUGGGGGGCUGGAUUGGGUGUGGGUAUUGAUAGAGAUUUGAGUUUUGAAAACGUCAAGUUUUCCCGGAACAAACAGAAUUUGGUGUCAAUGAUUGGUUUUUCUUCUUUGUUUUGUGAGUGAGUGAGUUGUGUAUCGAUGAAUGUAACUGUGUGGAUUAGAUGUUACAGUAUUUGAGAUGAGUUGAUUCCUUUCUUCUCAUAUCCUUUGUUCAUCUUUCUUGGGAUUUUCUUGAGUCAAAUGUUAUAUGUUCUGUUCCGUUGACAUCUAUUUAUGUCUUUAUUAUAACUAGUGAGUUCUCUUA